Messenger RNA from Lithohypha guttulata, 1284 nucleotides. RefSeq names its product UDP-galactose transporter (gene HUT1). The record is from RefSeq and is a predicted model, not a curated record. Gene Ontology annotation, molecular function: UDP-glucose transmembrane transporter activity; UDP-galactose transmembrane transporter activity. Bases 1 to 1284 code for a protein of 427 amino acids. NCBI's taxonomy places the organism in Eukaryota, Fungi, Ascomycota, Eurotiomycetes, Chaetothyriales, Trichomeriaceae. The transcript has a single exon. Gene Ontology annotation, biological process: UDP-galactose transmembrane transport. Gene Ontology annotation, cellular component: endoplasmic reticulum membrane; Golgi membrane.
AUGCCACGUCGAAAACAGUUGUCACCGAUGCAGCGCAUCGACUCAGGAGAGGUCAUGCGACUACCGGCUGGCAACCCACAGUCCACCAGCGUAUACAGCAAUGGCCAUAUCAAUGGCGGCGCAAAAGCACCUACCCUCACCUCGAAGAGAAAUGCACCUCGUGUACCUUCGAAACAAUCACAAGCCCAACCAAGCAUACUCUCCCUGAUAGUCUGUGUUGGAGGGAUCUAUGCCUCCUUCCUGACCUGGGGUCUUCUGCAAGAGCGCAUAAACACUACACCUUACACCCCAGAACCAUCUUCCUUAUUUCCCGCCCACGCAAAGGGAACCGGAGAUGGAGCGGCCGUCGAAUACUUUCGUUACCCUGUUUUCGUUAACACUAUUCAAGCACUCUUUGCUUUCCUUUCCGGAAGUGUCUACCUCUAUGGCUCAACAGGAACAUACAGCCUCCUACCUUCUCGUGCCGCCCUGCCGCCACUAUUACUAGUGAGCCUAACAGCUACCUUGGCGAGCCCAUUUGGCUACGCAAGUCUAGCACAUGUCGACUAUUUGACAUUUGUCCUUGCCAAAUCCUGCAAGUUGUUACCUGUAAUGGCUCUACACAUUACUUUAUUCAACAAGCGCUAUCCACUCAAUAAAUACCUCAUCGUCUUAGCUGUAACAGCUGGAGUGGCAGUCUUCACCCUCUACCACCCUCCCAAAUCGGGCAAAGGACACAGCAACGCAACAAAACUUUCAUACUACGGCCUAAGUCUGCUAGGCAUAAACCUCCUCUUCGACGGCCUAACCAACACAAUUCAAGACCACCUCUUCAGAAGCCCACAGCGCUACGGCUCCAUCAAAGGUCCCCAAAUGAUGGUCUCCACCAAUCUCCUAGGCUUCGUCUUCCAAGUAUCCUACCUCCUCCUCACCCCUUUCAUCCCAACCACCUUCCUCCCCAGCUUCGUCCCCUCCACCGCGACAACAGAAUUCUCCUCUGCGAUAUCAUUCCUUCAGCGCCAUCCAGCCGUCCUCAACGAUAUACUAGGCUUCUGCGCCGCUGGUGCGAUCGGUCAGAUCUUCAUUUACGCGACGCUUGAGCGGUUCAGUAGUCUUGUGCUUGUCACGGUGACAGUGACGAGGAAAAUGUUGACUAUGGUUCUGAGUGUGGUGUGGUAUGGGAAGAGGUUGACGAGUAUGCAGUGGUGGGGUGUCGUUAUGGUGUUUACUGGGGUUGUUGCGGAAGGGGUGUUGAGCCAGAGGGAGAAGCAGAUGAAGGAGAGAGCUAAGAUUAAAAGUCGUUGA